Messenger RNA from Biomphalaria glabrata, 3640 nucleotides. RefSeq names its product transcription factor HES-4-A-like. The transcript is spliced from 4 exons. NCBI's taxonomy places the organism in Eukaryota, Metazoa, Mollusca, Gastropoda, Planorbidae. Gene Ontology annotation, molecular function: protein dimerization activity; DNA-binding transcription factor activity, RNA polymerase II-specific; RNA polymerase II cis-regulatory region sequence-specific DNA binding. Gene Ontology annotation, cellular component: nucleus. Bases 359 to 1624 code for a protein of 421 amino acids. Gene Ontology annotation, biological process: regulation of transcription by RNA polymerase II; anterior/posterior pattern specification; regulation of neurogenesis. The record is from RefSeq and is a predicted model, not a curated record.
AAGAAACACAAAAUGAUAUCGUCUGCCAACAAUCCACAUUCAUUACUUGCGUCUGGGACGUGGCCGUGAUCGCAUCAUUGCUUUCGCUCUCUGCGGACUUAGCCAACAGGUUGUCAGUGUCGUUCUACAUCUAUAUAGUUGCUUUUUAUUCUGUGUUCAACCUUAUGUAGUGAUCGUUCAAACAACUCGCCUGUGUUAAAGCCAUCACAAAGGGAAAUAACAAGGUUUAUUUUGGAGAUUUAUUAAUAGAACUCUUUAAAAAUUUUCAUUUUUAAUAAGUGACGUGAUACGAUUCGUGAGUUUGGUUUACUUUCAUGAGUCUUGAAUUAAUCUGAACCUUGCCAUCAACUCAUUAUCCAUGAUGACAGAAUCGGAUUUAUCCUCUCCCACGUCGACAUCAUCUUUUGGUGACGUAAGUCCGAAGAAAAUGGAAGACAAGGCCAACUACAGAAAGAGUAACAAGCCUAUGAUGGAAAAGAAGAGACGUGCUCGAAUCAACUCAUGUCUGACUCAGCUCAAGACUCUAGUCCUGGAGGCCAUGAAGAAAGAUAACUCUCAGUAUUCAAAGUUGGAAAAAGCUGACAUUUUGGAACUUACUGUAAAACAUUUAAAAAAUGUUCAACGCUACCAAGGAAACAAUAUGGCUCAAAUGCCGGAUGCUAUCAGUAAGUACAGAGCUGGAUUUAAUGAAUGUGCCAACGAAGUGAUGAGAUACCUGGGCGAGUCACAAGGCGUGAACAACGACGCACGCGCCAGGAUUCUCUCCCAUCUGGCAAGCAUCUUAACUCCCUUGAACAAUCUGCCAGUCCAACAAGGAAACAGUCAGGUCAUCCUUCCAGCGCUGGCUCCAGCACAGCAACAGCAACAUUACCAGCAGCUCCAGCUUCACCACCUACAGCAGCAACAGCAGCAGGGCGUUUUCAUGAGCCAGGCCACGCAAGUGUUAGCCAUAGACGCCAACAAUAAUAAUCGGAUGGUGUCUGCCCCUUCCGUAUAUCGCCCGCCCCAUGGCAGCAACGCUGUGGUCUCUGACUCGCCCACGGCAUUCCAGACACCCGUUUCCACGGGCAUGAGCGGCACGGCCAGCUUGCAGAUUCCCUGCAUUGCUGCAACGGCGAUGGAGACAACGCAGUUUCAGCUGGUACCAAGCAAUUCUGGGCAAGUGGCUCUGGUGCUCACACCGCAGGCCAUCCCAGCCAUCAAUGUCUACGCCACGCAUCAACCAGCCAGGCAACAGCUCACCCUUGAACGCGUCAAACUAGAAGUUCCCAGCAACAAUACCGAGGACGUCAAACCCCGUCUUCAAACCCAGCCCAACCCUAUCCCCUUGGUGAUGAAGUCUUCCAAACUUCCCAAGACGGAUUCAGCCAUAUCCGGCCCUUACAAAAGACCGAUUUCCCCCCAAGAAAACUGGCCUACGCCCAUUGCAAUCUCGCCUUCUCCACAUGACCUGAGGAAAAGCUACGCGGUUGAUGCUGCUGCCUUCAAGUCUGUUCCACUUACCAAUGUCUCCGCUAACAACAGUUUACCAAUCUGUAGCUUGGAUAUUAACGAGAACAACAACAGCGGACACUCCAAAAACAACAACAUAGUUCGUGCCACAUCAACCUGGAGACCGUGGUGAGGGGAGUUUGUAACGCAAAAAUGAAAAUACUGUAUACCAUCCUUAGAUUGUUCUUCAAUAUGUGAAGACAUUUAGAGUGUUUGUAGGAAAUAACAUACAUAUUCAAGGUUAACGCUUACUGAUUGGGAUGUGCAGUAGCUAUUAAUGAAAUAGUACAGUAAUCUUUUAGAAAACAAAAUCACUUAAAUUAAAGUAACCAUUUCAUAUCUUGUGCUGUAUGCGGGCAGAUGAUGUAAAGGUCAUCUGUUUCUGUGACCCACGGUUAAUGAGGACUAAAGCAGCCACAACAUCAACCAACCGCCUUGCUUAUACCAAGAACCUAUUAGAGUUGGGUGGACUCGGGGUGUCCUUAAAAUCCCAAAGUUAACAAAAAAAUAUUCUUUACCAGGAUUCGAACUCAAGACCCUGUGGUUAGGGAGCUAAGUGCCUAACCACUUGACCACCAUGCCCUCUAUUAUUAUAGAGACACGAACUGCCAUUCAGGGACACUACAAGUGUGGAGAUUGUUACAAAAAAAAACAAAAUUUAGUAUAGUCUUCCUUUAACAAUGUCCACUAAGGAAUUUUUGUAUGGCUGAUGGAAAUAUUAGAAAGUUUUUUUUUUUUUUUUAAUUAAACAUAGAUCUUCUUCCUGUUGUUUGUUGAGUACAACUCGUUUCGCCACGCCCCUUGACCUUUUUCAAGUGGUUCAUUGCCUUUCUUCUUUAUAUUACCAAAGUCGCAUGCAAAUUUCCAUCUUAUAUUGUUUAUAUGUUUAUUCAAUGUUUUCUUCACUGAUUAUGUUCCUGUAACAAACUGUCAUUCCUUUCUACAGCUUAGUACCUCCAUACCAUGAUAUACAAUUCCUACCUUGUUAUAGAUACGCAUUAGACUAUGACAUUCUUAGUUUGUUGUACAAGUUAUCACGAGGCUAUUGAUGAACAUGCAAAACCAUUUAUUUAAAAUACACACAAUGAACACAAAAUUAUUUUUUCUUUUAGCAAUAAUGCAGGAAUCAAAGUUUUCACACAUUUUGGGCUGUGUCUUUAUGUGUGAAUCAUUAGUUGUUGUUUUUUUAGAGAAAAUAAAAGAGCGUGCAUAAAUUAAAAAUGCUUGUAAUGAAAAUGGCUUGAACUCAAUGUGAAAUGUUACAAGUUUGUAAUUAUUUUUUUUAUAUAUAUGCUGUAUGUAAGGUUUAAUUGAUCACUAAUUGUUGUAUGUGUGGUUUAUACGACUACUGUGUAUUCUUUCACUAGUAUAUGCCAAUUAUAUACAAUUAUAUUCGGUGCAUUUUGUUGGGUUGUAUUUUUAGUGCACCAUAUCUUCAAUUACAUAAGCAUACCUGCUGUGCCUUAUCUUUUCAAAUAUCACUCCAUCUAUAUUUUAUAUUAGUCUCAUAACUCUUAAAAUCUUUCAUUGAUAGCCUUACUACAAAUUUGACUUCCUACAAACUUUAAAUGAUUUUCUUUGCCAGAUUGGAAUGUACUAGACUCUGGCUUUACCAUCACGUGACAAUCAAAUUUAUUGGUUCUUCCUACUGAUGAAAUGCUAUAGACUAUGGGUUUCUUACUACUGAUGGAAUACUAUAGGCCCUGUGGUUUUUAACAUUCAUGCAAUACUAUCGGCCUACUGAUGCAAAAAUAUAGGCUGGGUAUAGGCCCUGGGGUUCAUACUACUGAUGAAUUACUAAAGGCCCUGGUGUUUUUAAUAUUGAUGGAAUACUAUAGGCCCUGGGAUUCUUACUACUGAUGAAAUACUAUUGGCCGACUAUAGGCCCUGGGGUUCUUACUACUGCAGGAAUACUAUAGGUCCUGAGAUCUUAAUAUUGAUGGUGUUUUAUAGGGCCGACUGUUGGUAUUGGUUUUAAUGCUAAUACACUUGUAUGUAUACCUACUAUGUGGCAUGACUGUAUGAUAAUUCCAUGUAUAUGUUUCCAUUGUUUCUCUUCAACACCCGUGUGUUCACUUAUAUGAUGUCUUUACUCUGUGAUAUUACAAUGACGGGACCAACUCCAUGAUAAAUAAACUCAACAUUUGUU